Molecule: messenger RNA, 2569 nt
Organism: Striga asiatica
Lineage: Eukaryota; Viridiplantae; Streptophyta; Magnoliopsida; Lamiales; Orobanchaceae
Source: the annotation of a GenBank genome assembly
CACGAAGUGGCGUCCACAUAAAUGUCCAACUUUCAUUAACGCCAUAGCCAGCUAUCCGUCUACCAUCUUACCGAACCCUGGGAAUCCCUUGUUCGUUCUGGAUUGUGCAAUUUGUUUUUUGUGGAUAGAAAACUGCCACAUAAUCUCUCACAUUAUCAUCAUUCAUCACCUCUCUCUCUCUCUCACACCAACAAUGGCAGCCAACCUUUCUUUCUUUCAAAUCUCUCCACGGAUCCUUCAGAACAGGGGGGACCUCAGAAGAAAAUCAGGCUCGCCUGCCAAAGUAAAGUUCGGUGGGAGUACAGUGGUGAGCUGUUCGUCCUUGAGUGGCGGGAAUAGGGGCCCGCAGGAGGACACCGUCAAGAGGCUUCUGGAAGAGAAGCGUCGGGCUGAGCUCUCGGCCCGAAUUGCCUCUGGUGAAUUUACCGUUGGGAAGUCCAGCAAUAGCUUUCUUUCAAAACUCAGAAAUGGUUUGUCGAAAAUGGGCUUGCCUGAUCAAGUAAUCAAUGUCAUACUCAAUUCCAUUGGUGGCCCAGAGGAUUAUUUAAAGAUUCCAGAGGCAAGAGGUGAUAUCAGAGCCAUCAGGAGUGAACCUUUUUUCAUUCCAUUGUUCGAGCUGUACCUUACUUACGGUGGAAUUUUUCGGCUCACAUUUGGUCCUAAGUCAUUUUUGAUAGUGUCAGACCCCUCAAUCGCCAAACAUAUAUUGAAAGACAAUCCAAAAGCUUAUUCAAAGGGCAUUUUAGCUGAAAUCUUGGACUUUGUAAUGGGGAAAGGACUUAUUCCUGCUGAUGGCGAAAUAUGGCGUGUCAGACGACGGGCUAUAGUCCCUGCACUGCAUCAGAAGUUUGUGGCUGCAAUGUUCCGACUAUUUGGAGAGGCAACAGAUAGGCUGUGCAAAAAGCUCGAUGCUGCUUCAUCCUAUGGUGAGGAUGUGGAGAUGGAGUCACUUUUUUCCCGUCUGACAUUAGAUGUCAUUGGCAAAGCCGUAUUCAAUUAUGAUUUCGACUCUCUAAAUGUUGACACUGGAAUCGUAGGGGCUGUGUACACCGUCCUGAGAGAAGCUGAAGACAGAAGUGUUGCACCAAUUCCAUUUUGGGAGAUUCCCAUAUGGAAAGAUAUCUCCCCAAAGCUUAAGAAGGUCAAUGCAGCUCUUAAGCUUGUCAAUGAAACACUAGAUGGCCUAAUUGCAAUUUGUAAGAAAAUGGUAGAAGAAGAAGAAUUGCAGUUUCAUGAGGAAUACAUCAAUGAGCAAGAUCCCAGUAUUCUUCAUUUUCUACUAGCAUCUGGGGAUGAUGUUUCGAGCAAACAACUCCGUGAUGAUCUAAUGACACUACUAAUAGCUGGGCACGAAACAUCUGCUGCUGUCCUUACGUGGACGUUUUAUCUACUUGCAAAGGAGCCUAGCAUCAUGGCCAAGCUUCAAGACGAGGUCGACUCCGUUCUGGGUGAUCGAUUUCCGACCGUUGAUGACAUGAAGAAGCUCAAAUAUACAUCUCGAGUAAUUAGUGAAUCAUUGAGACUCUAUCCACAACCACCUGUUUUGAUCCGUCGGUCUCUUGAGGAGGAUGUACUUGGAAAGUACCCGAUAAAAAGGGGCGAAGAUUUAUUCAUCUCUGUUUGGAAUUUGCAUCAUAGCCGUGAUCAUUGGGAAGAUGCAGAAAAAUUUAAUCCCGAAAGAUGGCCUUUGGAUGGCCCAAGUCCAAAUGAGACAAAUCAAAAUUUCAGCUACCUGCCCUUUGGGGGAGGUCCUAGAAAAUGUAUCGGAGACAUGUUUGCUUCGUACGAGAAUGCUGUAGCAGUUGCAAUGCUCGUUCGUAGGUUUGACUUCCAAAUGGCACCUGGAGCACCGCCUGUUAAAAUGACAACAGGCGCGACAAUUCACACUACUGAAGGUUUGAAAAUGACGGUUACACCAAGAAGUCGACCUCCUGUCAUACCAAAUCUGAAAGUUUCCACUGUAAAAGUCGAUUCCUCUUUAGAUAUUCCAACAGAGGUAGAAACAGUCUCUGGGUAGAAAGGUAAGGCCUCUCACUGUUUCCUAGUUACCUUUGCAUUUCGACCCCAAAAUCAUUAUAGAACAAGUUAGAGAUUGUGUGCGAAACAGCACAUUGUCUACCCAAAUCGAAUUCUUUCCCGGGACGUUCGUCCAAAAAUUUGGGUUCAGUAUGUGAGCUCAUCAAAAAGAAACUUGUCAAUAAUCCACUACCUAUAUGUGUAUUUACAAAGUAUUUUUCUUCCAUUCCUACAAAUGGUUGUAGAUAUAUUUGGGUUCGUAUAGGAAUAUCACGUAGUUAAGUAGUCCUUUGGUCUCGAAUGUUUAUUUUUCAAAAAUGGAUGAUCAUUGUUUGGGGUUUAUGGUGAAGAUAGGGAUGCUCCAAUUAGUAGAGAUCUCGUUUACUCGUUUAUUAUGUUGUGUGUAUACAUGUACUAUGUAAAGGUUGCUACAGCUUACGGUGUGAUUGAUAUACUGAGCAACUCAUUUAAAAUUAUGACUUUCAAUAUGUAUAAAACUAGUACGAAUUUCGUGCGAUGCACAGGUAAAAGAUAUUCAUUAAUAUUUAUAAAU